UUUAAAAUAACAUGCUAGUGUUUAUUGUUGACACUUAAUGACGCACAAGAUCGCAAUAAUAUUUAAGUAAAUUCUUAUGAGCUCCUCCAGUAAGAAAAUUUACCUAACUUCUUCUAAUCGUCCAGGAUUCAGAAAAGAACUUAUCCAUGGUCUUAACAAAUUCACGAAGGGAGACAUCAAAGAGGUUACCAGAGACAGCCAGAUAGAAGCAGUAAUUGAGGAAAAGAAAGACAGCGAAAUGCUAUUAAAGUUUGAUGUCAGAUAUAGACCAUUCUUUUGACUUUGAUUUUAUAAUUAUUUAUCUGACGAACUUCAGAUUGAGGAUCACAGAGAUAACUUCAUGAAAAAGUAUAUUAACAUAAAUGGUAGACACUCUGUUUUCACUCCUGAAAAAUUUAAGAUCUUCAUUAGUGAGACUAUUCAAUUGAAACUAGAUGUGGUUGAUUCUACUUCAGCUUCUAGUUCAGAGCAAUGUCAGCUAAACUCACCACAUAAGGAGGAUUUUAGUGAUGUUGAGAAUCCAAAAAUGAAAUCUACUCGUGAUAGCUCAUGCUCAGAUUUGAAGGAGAAAAUUUGUGGUAAAGAAAAGAAUGGGGAAACUUUGAAAAAUCCGAUUCUAUUGAUUAGUGAUACUGAGGAGCGCACUCACAAAAGUUGAGAUGACUCCUUUGGAUCUCCUGAUCAAACGAUAGUUGUAGUUGAUGAUGAACCGCCACGAAAACUACAAAGAAAUUUUCCAAGGCAUUCACCUCGGAAAACCCGCUCUUAUUAUGCUAAGAAUGGACAUUUGUUCCGUCCUGAAGGGUCAAGCUUUGCUUUACCUGAGAGCAAUGGAAUUGUGCUUCAGCCAGAGAAUCCAAUUUUAAAAGUGACAAAGGAAUGAUGAAUCUGUUUGGAUCUUCCCAAGACGAAGAAAUGAAAGCCAUCAAUUUGUGAUCACCUGUUCUGUCUUCCUUGCUUACAGAAUUGGUGUAAGAGGACCAACUCAUGUCCUUUAUGAAAAAUAAAGUUUACUGAAAUCAUCAUUCUUACUGACCAAGGAGCAGAAGAAGGCAGAGAGAAAGUCGAAGAGAGGAUCAUAUCUGAUGAAUCUGAGUAUUUUAUCCAAGCAGAAGAGUACUGAUACGUAUGCAACAGGAAUGAUUCUCAAGAAUCCUUAUUAGUAUGCGACUGCUGUGAUAUUAAAGUUUGUCACACCUAUUGUGAUAAUCUUGACGCGAUUCCUGAAACUCACUGGUUCUGCUCUCAGUGAAGACUCUUACCAGAAGAGGAAAGAGUUCAAAGACUAAUUGACUAUGAAUACUCUUCUGACAAUGUAGAUGAGGAAGAACCUUCUUUAGAUCAAGAAGAUGAUAUUCCUAGUGAAAAUGAUGAGGAAUAUGACCCAAACAACGAUACGAUUAACAGCUCCUUCAUCUCAAGAGAAAGGAACCAAUUUAGUGUCAGACAUGCUGGUCUUUUUGAUGAAAAUUCUGUUUUCAGAGAUAAUGACAUGACUUCUACAUCUUGGCAAAGAGAUGAGUAUAAACCUCCCAGAUCUCUACGAAACCAUUUCGGCUCUAAGAAUAGUGUUAAUAUGAAUGAAGCUGAAAACAUGGACCAAGGGUACAGACGUUCUUUAAGGAAAAGAGAUGACAAGGCUAGGGUAAAAUGCAUAGAAUUCUCAGAUUCAGAACAGACUUAUGCAAGCCAACCCAUCCAGUCUUUGCAGGUUAAUAAAGAAGAAAAUUGAGACAGGAUCCUCACAAGAUCGGAAUCCAGAAAAUUAUUGGAAGAAAAGAAGAAUCGAGGAGUUUCUGAAGAUAAGGAAUUAGACUCUGAUAGUAACCAGGAUUUAGCAGGAAGAUCAACAAGGUCCAGCACAAAGAAAACAAAUAUGUUGGUAAAGAAUAUCCAAGAGGAUUAUUCACAGGAUUCAGAUGAUGAAAGCGACCGUGAGUAUAACCUUGAUGUUUCUGAAGAAGUUAAAGUCAAUGAAUGAGAUAAAAAUAACGGGAACCAGAUACAGAAAAUUGACUUAAACUGCCCAUUAGAGAUCAUCCCUGAAGAGAGCUAUAAUUCGCAGGAUACUUCCAAUUGCUACAAAGACCUGACGGGAAACAAUGAAGAAGAAAACUCCGUAUCACAACCUGAAGAAAAUGCGAAAGAAGAAUCAAAUCAUGAGAAAACAGAGCCUAAAAGUAUGAAUAAGACCAAUAAAGACAGCAAGAAUAUGAGUGUGAAAUCCUUCUCAGUAAUAUCUGAGACGAAGUCUGAUGGUAUGGGAAACUCAGUAACAUGAGAAAAGGAUGAAAGCAGUCUUAUUAUUAUUGCACCAAAGAGUUUCACGCAGAAAAGAAAGGAAGUCUCCCAACGUCCAUAUUCAAUUUCGACACAGAAGAGAAGAAUCUCUGAAUCUCAAUGAGAAGACAGUGAUUUUGAGAUACCUCUUCAGGAUAGCAGUUAUGAUACUGAAAUUACCUUAACAAUGUUCAGUAAUGCAGAUGAAAUAAUGAUACUCGAUUCUGAUGAAGAGAGCAUCAGACCAAGAAGAUCUGCUAGGAUUAAGGAGAGUAAGACAAAGAAAAACUACAGUGACAAAAUUAGUAAUGUUGUAGUAGGCAACUUCAGGGAGAAAUUUAACCCCAGAGGGAGGCUUACCAGAAAUGCGACAAAAGGAGUAAAUUAUAGUAAACAGAUUUGCUAAUCCUAGAAAUUCAAGACACUCAUUAUUCA
Molecule: messenger RNA, 2715 nt
Organism: Moneuplotes crassus
Lineage: Eukaryota; Ciliophora; Spirotrichea; Euplotida; Euplotidae
Source: the annotation of a GenBank genome assembly